Molecule: messenger RNA, 1463 nt
Organism: Anopheles maculipalpis
Lineage: Eukaryota; Metazoa; Arthropoda; Insecta; Diptera; Culicidae
Gene: rept
Product: ruvB-like helicase 2
Exons: 1
Coding region: 39-1463 (474 amino acids)
Biological process (GO): box C/D snoRNP assembly; chromatin remodeling; regulation of transcription by RNA polymerase II
Cellular component (GO): Ino80 complex; NuA4 histone acetyltransferase complex; Swr1 complex
Molecular function (GO): DNA helicase activity; ATP binding; ATP hydrolysis activity
Source: RefSeq, a predicted model, not a curated record
UUUCGCGAACGAAAACAGUCACAAAGUAUCACACAACGAUGGCGGAUCUAGAAAAGAUCGAAAUCCGGGAUGUUACCCGUAUCGAACGUAUCGGCGCACACUCGCACAUCCGCGGCUUGGGGCUGGACGAUGUGCUCGAAGCACGCACCGUUUCCCAGGGUAUGGUUGGGCAGAAGGAAGCGCGCCGGGCUGCCGGCAUCGUGGUGCAGAUGGUCCGGGAAGGUAAAAUCGCUGGUCGGUGUAUUUUGCUUGCCGGUGAACCUAGCACAGGCAAAACGGCCAUCGCUGUCGGUAUGGCGCAAGCACUGGGCAACGAGACACCGUUCACCAGCAUGUCGGGGUCAGAGAUCUACUCGCUGGAGAUGAACAAAACCGAAGCACUGUCACAGGCGCUACGUAAAAGUAUCGGUUUGAGGAUUAAAGAGGAAACGGAAAUCAUUGAGGGUGAGGUGGUGGAGAUUCAGAUCGACCGGCCAGCAACGGGCACCGGUCAAAAGGUGGGCAAAGUAACGAUGAAAACGACCGACAUGGAAACGAACUACGAUCUUGGCAACAAGAUUAUCGAGUGUUUCAUCAAGGAGAAAAUCCAAGCCGGCGACAUCAUCACCAUCGACAAAGCGUCCGGCAAGGUGUCGAAACUUGGGCGAAGUUUUACUCGUGCGCGGGACUAUGACGCUACUGGGACGCAGACUCGUUUUGUCCAGUGUCCGGAAGGGGAGCUGCAAAAGCGCAAGGAAGUGGUGCAUACUGUGUCGUUGCACGAGAUUGAUGUAAUUAAUAGCAGGACGCAUGGAUUUCUGGCACUAUUUUCGGGCGAUACGGGAGAAAUCAAGCAGGAAGUAAGGGAUCAGAUUAACAGCAAGGUAAUCGAAUGGCGUGAAGAGGGUAAAGCGGAAAUUAAUCCUGGCGUGCUGUUCAUUGACGAGUGUCACAUGCUGGAUAUUGAAUGUUUCUCUUUCCUGAACCGUGCGCUGGAAAGCGAUAUGGCCCCGGUGGUGGUAAUGGCCACCAAUAGAGGUAUCACGAAAAUUCGCGGCACUCACUAUCGCAGCCCGCACGGUAUUCCGAUAGAUCUGCUCGACCGUAUGAUCAUUAUUCGUACCGUACCGUACACGGAGAAGGAAAUUAAGGAAAUCCUGAAGAUUCGUUGCGAGGAGGAAGAUUGCCAAAUUAGCAACGAUGCACUGAUGGUGCUCGGACGCAUUGCUACCGAAACGAGCCUCCGGUACGCGAUACAAUCCAUCACGACGGCAAAUCUGGUGAGCAAACGACGAAAGGCAGCCGAAAUUACGGUCGAAGACAUCCGCAAGGUAUACUCGCUGUUUUUGGACGAGAAGCGAUCGAGUAAGAUUUUGAAAGAAUAUCAAGACGAGUAUCUGUUUUAUGAUGAUAGUCUGCCGAAGACAUCAUCGGAUGGUCAGCAGCCGCAGCAGACACAGGCGAUGGAGGUUGAGAGUAAUUGA